Molecule: messenger RNA, 1011 nt
Organism: Candidula unifasciata
Lineage: Eukaryota; Metazoa; Mollusca; Gastropoda; Stylommatophora; Geomitridae
Source: the annotation of a GenBank genome assembly
AUGUCGGGCCCGCUGGUGAAUACUUUUGAAGUCCCUUCGUGGGCUGGCAAACCUCCUGCAGGACUCCAUUUAGAUGUUUUAAAAGAUGGAAAAAUGAUUCAGAAACUCAUGAUUGACGAGAAGAAGUGUUAUUUCUUUGGACGAAACAAACAGCUGUGUGACUUUACUAUAGAUCAUUCAUCAUGCUCCCGGGUACACUCAGCACUGGUUUGGCACCGGCACCUCUCUCGACCAUUUCUCAUUGAUUUAGGCAGCACUCAUGGCACUUUUAUUGGACACAUUCGCUUGGAAUCGAAAAAGCCACAGCAGGUCCCCAUCGACAGUGAAAUCCACUUUGGUGCAUCGACCAGAAUGUACAUUAUUCGAGAACGACCACAAAUGGGCUCUGCAGCAAUGGAUGACAAAGAGGGAAAGAGGGAUGAUUCCGAAGGAAAUCUGCUGGGAUUGCCUGAGUCCGAGACAGAACUAGAUAAUCUAACAGAGUUCAACACAGCUCAUAAUCGGCGCGUUAUCUCCGUUGCUGAUAUGCCAGAAGUACCCAACCCUCUCAAGCGCAAACACAAGGGUGCCCAUGUGGGAUUUACAGAUGAGGAGGAAGUCAUUAACCCAGAGGACAUAGAUCCGACUAUAGGUCGGUUCAGGAACCUUGUACAGACCACAGUUAUACCUAAUAAAAGAGGUAAAAUGGACCUCAUGUCACUCAACCCUGCUUCUGAUAAUCAUGCCCACAAACAAACACAUACUGGCCAUGGCUUGUAUACGGAUCUGCCAACCACUGGCCCUGGGUCUAUGUUGGCCAAUCCUAUGAGCAUUGCAGCAAAACUUGGCCUGCCAAUCCCCAACCUGGCACCAGAUGUAGACUUCAGCGCCCCGGCUCCUCUCCAUCUGGCACCUGCCAAGCCACUUUCUGUGGCGGGAGUGGAGGAACAAGGACCCAAGGAACCUAAGAAGAAGAAGUAUGCCAAGGAGGCAUGGCCAGGGAAGAAGCCUACACACAAUUUGUUAGUCUGA